AAGAACCUUCACUUUUCUCUCCCAUUCUUUUACAACUCACAUACCUCUCUCUAUAUAUCACUUUACAUAACACCCACUAUUCAACACACAUAACCAUGGCCUCUUCACAAGCCCUCCUUUUGGUCACAUUGCCUAUGGUUUUAAUUCAUUUCUCUUUAGCUCAAUCUCCCAUGAUGGCUCCUUCUGGCUCAAUGUCGAUGCCGCCGAUGUCUAGCGGCCGCAGCUCUCCGAUGCCAAUGAUGACUCCACCACCUAUGCCUAUGGCUCCACCACCUAUGCCUAUGACUCCACCACCUAUGCCCAUGGCUCCACCACCAAUGCCCAUGACUCCACCACCUAUGAUGCCAAUGACUCCAUCUUCAAGCCCAAUGGCCCAACCAACUACUCCUAUGGGCCCAAGCCCAAGCCCAUUAUCAGUUCCCGAUAUGGCUUCUCCGCCGAUGCCGCCAUCCGCAAUGGAAUCUGCUCCUUCUCCGGGACCUAUGCCACCAGGGAUGGCCUCGCAGGAUUCUGGAGCUUUCAAUGUAAGAAACAACGUCGUAGCACUUUCGUUCGUUGUUGGAGUUGCUGCAGCACAUUUGCUCAUCGUUUGAGAUUAUUCUUGAAUUGGUUCGCAUCGUUUUCGUGUAUUUACUUUCAUUUUUUUUCUUUCUUCGAAUUAUUAGUGUCAUCAUUUUAUCAUAUAUGAGUUUGUGUUUGAUAUGUACGAUUCAGACAUUUGUUUGCACUGUUUGCUUAAUAAAUUUACCGUUGACUAUA
Eutrema salsugineum is the source of this 759-nucleotide messenger RNA. Its product is annotated as lysine-rich arabinogalactan protein 19. The record is from RefSeq and is a predicted model, not a curated record. NCBI's taxonomy places the organism in Eukaryota, Viridiplantae, Streptophyta, Magnoliopsida, Brassicales, Brassicaceae. The coding region runs from base 96 to 593 and encodes 165 amino acids. The transcript has a single exon.